UGCUGCAGCGAGCGAGAAGAUGGAGGAGCUUGGUGUGGGCAGCGUCCUGCUCACCGGCUGCGACGGGGGCCUGGGCCUGGGGCUGCUGAAGGGCUUGUUGGAGCAGCACAGACCCCCUCAGCACCUCUUUGCUGCUUGCCUGGACCCCCAGGGGAAGGCUAUCAAUGAGGUGGCUUUGGGCAACCCCAGCGUCAUGGUCCUGCCUCUAGACGUGACAGAUCCCAACAGCAUCAAGGCAGCUGUCAGGAAGGUGAAGGAGAAGGUGGGAAGCGCCGGCCUCAACCUCCUGAUCAACAAUGCCAGCACCACACGGAGCAGCACGCUGGCCACUGAGACAGCAGAGAACAUGACCCUUGUUUACACCACCAACACCAUUGGCCCCCUGCAGACCAGCCAGGCAUUCCUGCCCCUGCUGAAGGAGGCGGCUGAGGCUGAAGGGCAGCAUGAGAUGAGCUGCAGCAGAGCUGCCAUCAUCAACAUCUCCAGCAUCCUGGGCUCCAUUGAGGCAGGGGAGGCUUGGGAGGAGCGGCAAGACAUCUGCUACCGCUGCAGCAAGGCUGCUCUGAACAUGCUCACAAAGUGCCUGGCCCUGGAGUAUGGGGGCAGAGGGAUCCUCUGUGUGUCCGUGGACCCUGGUUGUGUGACGCCUCCCCUGGGACAGGGGAUGGGCCCGGUGACGAUGGAGGAGAGUGUGCAGGGCAUCCUGCGGUUGCUGGCACGGCUCUCAGACACCAGCAAUGGCACCUUCUGGGACUGGAGGGGGCAGAGCCUGCCCUGGUGAGAGCAGCACCCGGUCUUGGUGGCCACUGAUCUCAAUAAAACGAAUUA
Messenger RNA from Pezoporus occidentalis (night parrot), 828 nucleotides. Its product is annotated as C-signal-like. The record is from RefSeq and is a predicted model, not a curated record. Gene Ontology annotation, molecular function: oxidoreductase activity. Gene Ontology annotation, cellular component: cytoplasm. NCBI's taxonomy places the organism in Eukaryota, Metazoa, Chordata, Aves, Psittaciformes, Psittacidae. The transcript is spliced from 6 exons. The coding region runs from base 20 to 781 and encodes 253 amino acids.